ACUCGUAAAAUGAAACCCUAAGCUCUCUCAUUUUUUAGGGUUUCUUUCAGAGAGAGAGGGAGAGGGAGGAGCCGCCAUUGUAGUUCAGAGUCACAGCCAUGGCGAGAAUCAAGGUUCAUGAGUUGAGGGGAAAAACAAAGGCGGACUUGUUGGUGCAGUUGAAGGAGUUGAAGGCCGAACUUGCUCUUCUCCGAGUUGCCAAGGUCACCGGUGGCGCACCAAACAAGCUCUCCAAGAUAAAGGUGGUGAGAUUGUCAAUUGCACAGGUAUUGACAGUUAUUUCACAGAAGCAGAAGGCUGCUCUGAGGGAAGCCUACAAGAACAAGAAGUUCUUGCCACUUGAUCUGCGCCCCAAGAAGACCAGAGCCAUUCGCAAGCGACUCACCAAGCAUCAGGAGUCAUUAAAGACAGAAAGGGAAAAGAAGAGGGAGAUGUACUUCCCCAUGAGGAAGUAUGCUAUUAAGGUGUAGGUCAGGAUCAAUUAUGUUUGUCAUUUUGGUAUUCUGAAUCCAUAAAUCUUAUUAAGUUGACAAAUUUUGAAUUUUGUUUACUUUCAUCUCAUGUUGGACUCAAGUUUGGGGUUAAAUUUGUUGGAUUUUGUGUUUGUAAGUUCUGGUGGGUGUAUCUCAUCUGAUACCAGGAUGCUAGGCUUUUUCUGCAAUGAUAGCUAUUAAGAGGUGUUUCUGAUUCUUUUUUUCUC
Messenger RNA from Vitis riparia (riverbank grape), 700 nucleotides. RefSeq names its product 60S ribosomal protein L35. Gene Ontology annotation, biological process: translation; maturation of LSU-rRNA from tricistronic rRNA transcript (SSU-rRNA, 5.8S rRNA, LSU-rRNA). The record is from RefSeq and is a predicted model, not a curated record. The coding region runs from base 99 to 470 and encodes 123 amino acids. The transcript is spliced from 4 exons. Gene Ontology annotation, molecular function: mRNA binding; structural constituent of ribosome. Gene Ontology annotation, cellular component: cytosolic large ribosomal subunit; ribosome. NCBI's taxonomy places the organism in Eukaryota, Viridiplantae, Streptophyta, Magnoliopsida, Vitales, Vitaceae.